This is a messenger RNA of Argentina anserina (silverweed cinquefoil), 1662 nucleotides long. RefSeq names its product butanoate--CoA ligase AAE1-like. Bases 1 to 1662 code for a protein of 553 amino acids. Lineage: Eukaryota; Viridiplantae; Streptophyta; Magnoliopsida; Rosales; Rosaceae. The transcript has 2 exons. The record is from RefSeq and is a predicted model, not a curated record.
AUGGAGGGAGCAAUUAGGUGCUCUGCCAACUAUGUUCCUCUUUCUCCAAUCAGCUUUUUGGAGCGCUCAGCUAUAGUGUACAAAGACAGAACUUCUAUUGUGUAUGGGAGCAUCGUAUACACUUGGAGAGAGACACUUGAACGAUGCACCAGACUUGCCUCUGCUCUUUCCCAACUUGGAAUUUCUCGAGGCGAUGUUGUUGCUACAUUGGCUCCCAAUAUUCCAGCAACCUAUGAGGUUCAUUUUGGUGUCCCUAUGGCCGGGGCAGUGUUAUGUGUACUUAACACACACAAUGAUUCGGAAAUGAUUUCAGUUUUAAUUGAACAUUCAGGAGCCAAAAUCAUUUUUGUGGACUACCAAUUUGUUCAAGUUGCCAAGGGAGCAAUUGAUAUAUUAUCUAAGACUGGUACCAAGCUGCCCAUUCUAGUCUUAAUUCCAGAGAGUGAUCAAUCAUCCCCUGAUUUCUGCAAUCACCCUUCAGAAACUUUAGAAUAUGAGAGCCUGCUACGAAAUGGUGAUCUAGAUUUUGAGAUCCUACGGCCAAAAGAUGAAUGUGAGGCAAUUUCGCUAAGCUACACUUCAGGCACCACUUCGAUCCCAAAAGGUGUCAUUUAUAGCCAUAGAGGUGCCUACCUCAAUUCUCUGGCGCAGCUUAUCCAUCAUGAGAUGGGAACGACGGUUGUAUAUCUAUGGUCAGUUCCCAUGUUUCAUUGCAAUGGUUGGUGCCUCACUUGGGCUGUGGCUGCUCAAGGUGGCAUGAAUGUCUGCCUAAGAGAUGUCAGUGCAAAAGAAAUUUUUACCUCUAUAUCUCGGCAUCAGGUGACUCACAUGGGUGGUGCACCUACAAUCUUAAAUAUGAUUGUAAAUGCCCCAGAAGAUGAUCGAAGGCGACUUCCAGGAAAGGUAGUGGUCAUGACCGGGGGUGCACCACCACCAUCCCCGAUACUGUUGAAGAUUGAAGAACAAGGGUUCAGUGUAACACAUGCAUAUGGUAUGACAGAGACUUAUGGUCCUGGGACAGUGUGCACAUGGAAACCUGAAUGGCACUCCCUACCUAAAGAGGAGCAAGCAAAACUAAAGUCGCGACAAGGGUUGCAACAUAUCAUGAUGCAGGAGCUUGAUGUAAAAGAUCCGGCCACAAUGAAGAGUAUACCACCUGAUGCAAAAACCAUGGGUGAGGUUAUGUUUAGGGGCAAUACUGUUAUGAAUGGAUAUUUUAAAGAUACUAAAAAGACACAUGAUGCAUUUGAAAGUGGAUGGUUUCGCACUGGGGACUUUGCAGUUAGACACCCAGAUGGUUACUUAGUGGUAACGGAUCGUUCCUCAGAUAUUAUAAUUUCUGGGGGGAGAUAUAUCAGCACAAUUGAGGUAGAAUCAGUGCUUUUCAAGCAUCCAGAUAUUCUUGAGGUAGCUAUUAUAGGGAGGCCUGAUGAAUUUUUGGGGGAGACACCCUGUGCUUUUGUGAAAUUGAAGAAUGGAAGCAAUCCUAGUGCAGAGGAUAUUAUAAAGUUUUGCAGGGAUCGGUUACCCCAGUACAUGGCUCCUCAAACUGUUAUAUUUGAAGAUCUGCCAAAGACUUCGACUGGGAAGGUGCAGAAGUAUGUUCUGAGAGAGAAAACCAAGGUAAUGGGAAGCCUCUCAAGUGGAGCUAUGGACAAUUGA